CAACACAAGUGAACACACUAUUUUAACAACCAGAAUACUACCCAUGAACCCCCUUUUCUCAAUGAAAUAAUGGGAACCUUUCAAGAUGUCCAGUCAUACUUCGGCCCCUAGAGAGGAGUUCUUCAAGAAGCUCAAACCACGAUGUGUUGCCAUCAAUAAUUUAGCUGUGCGCGCACCCGACAAGAGGGCGGUUGCUAAAGAGUUAACAGAUGUUGUGCAAGACCUUUUAUCCGUCUUGGAUCAGCAGAUUAAUGUCGAUGCUUCUAUCCUGGAUGAGAAGCUUGCUGAAUAUAUCUUUUUCCCACUCUCCAAUAUCCUGCGAAACCAGCAAGAGUAUCCCAUCCGAUUAAUAGAACUCACCAUUAGAUCUUUGCGGAUACUCAUUGAAUAUGGAUGGAAGGCUAAAAUAUCAAACGAGCUUUCUCAGCAGCUUCUAAUAUUCCUCACUUUCAUCGUUGGUGGUGUUCCCGGCCAGGAGAAAAAGGCCCCUAUUCCCGAGGAGACGGAGCUGGAAGCGCUUAGUACCCUAACGUCGUUGAUCAAGGCCGUUGGAUUAUCAUCUGCUGGAUCCGCUGCAUUGGUAAACACGAAUGCAAUACCUUCCUUAGGCCACGCCGUUAGCAUUGUGCUAGAGUGCAUCACUGAUGGUAAAACACCAGAGAUACAGCUUGAGGCGCUAAGGACAUUAAAUGCGCUUGUGGUGGCAAUCAAGGACCGAGCCGCUCUGGCUACUUUCCUCCCUGGAAUCGUGUCAUCCCUCAGCCGACUUCUUACACCGCCGGUGGCAUUAAAGCACCAGAGGAGAGUCUUGAUCAGCGGUACCAAUAUCCUAAAGGACGUUCUCAUCAAGGUCCUAGAAGAUAUAAAUGUUAUGGGGUUGACAAAGAAGCAAGCGACAAUAGAGAAUGAAACUGGCAACGAGACGAAGGUUCUGACCCCUUCGUGGUUAAAGGCUACCACCGCCAGGAUAAAACUCGCUCUUGCAAGUGUGUUGAAGCUACGCAAUACGAAUUUUGACGACAUUCGGUCGGCCUUGGAAAGACUCUGCAUUUCUCUCCUGGACGAAUGUCAUCAGUCACUCGCGGAAUGUGCUUCUAUACUAGUAGAGAGUGCCAUGAUCCUAUCCAAAGAUGAAGAUGAGAAAGCUACAUUUGAGACUACCUUGACAGACCUAGCUAGGAUCUAUCCAGAGCUUGGUGAUACAAUCAAGACUGUAGUGUAUAACUGGGUCAUAAGUCUCCCUCGGUUGGUGCAAGCCAGUGACGAUAGAGUCAAGCAACAAGCAAUCCAAAACCUCACGAAAGGCCAGCAUUUCAUCGCCACUCUUCAGAUUGACUCUUCCAUAUUGGACGAUUCCCUCUCUGUAUCCCUAAGGGACAGUGCCACUGCGCUUGUCCUUGCUUCGAAAUCGACUGGCAUGUCAGAGAUCACAUCAAAUGGUGUCGAGUUGAAUAUGAACGUGGUCAAACGGGAUGGGUCUAGUGCCUUCCCGCCUAUUUUAAUAGCACAGGAAACAGAGCGAGCUACCCGAACGGCAUUCCUCAACCUGCUUUCAAAGGCCGGAUCUGUCUCGCAGCAGCGCAAGCUGGCAGACGACUUGCUCAAUUACGUCCGCGAGUCUACUGGUCCGAGUCAGAUAGCAUCGUACUGGUUAACAUUCGAGCUAGUCAAGUCGAUUGUCUCGCAGUCUUCAGAUCUAGACGACUUUCUCGACUUUAGCUCUGUAGGCGGUGCAUCGGAUGACAGCGAGUCUAUUUUCCAUGAAUUAUACUCCUUUUCCGUCUCGGUUCUAGACUCGCAGGCCGAAACGGAAGAAGUUGAUUGGCGGCUACAGGCACUGGCUCUGGAAGUUACUACUUUUGCAGCGUCAAGGAUGGAACAAGGGUUUCGUCCAGAGCUUAUUGAUGUGCUAUUUCCCAUUACCACCAUGUUAGGCUCUGAAAUACCCCUAUUACGGGAUCAUGCGAUCAUCAGUCUAAACAAUAUCGCUGCUUCGUGCGGAUACUCCAACGUUACGGAACUAAUCAUUGACAAUGUUGACUAUAUGGUCAACUCUAUCUCUUUACGCUUGAAUACCUUUGAUAUAUCUCCCGCGUCAACCCAAGUCCUGCGAAUGAUGAUGCGGCUCACAGGCCCGCGACUGAUACCGUAUCUUGAUGAUGUGAUUGCGUCCAUAUUUGCAGCCCUCGACAACUACCACGGCUAUCCCCUAUUCGUGGAAAGUCUGUUCAGUGUCCUCACAGAAGUCGUACAGCAAGGAUCGCAAUCGGACCACUUACUUGUAGAAGCUGCAAACUCGUCGACGAACAAUCACAAGAAAAUUCCACCGCCCUCAGCCACGAUCGAAGAGAUCGGCGAUAUCCUUUCCACCCGCGUAAGCAAACGGAAGAAGCGACAGCUAGAAGCGUCUGAAAUCGAGGAAAUCGGGUCUCAUCCAAAACGUCCCUGGAAAGCCACGGAGCCAGCAAAGAACCAAGACGAAGCCGACGACGCUGCAGAGGAGGGCAGCACCACAGUUGAGAAGCCGGCACCACCCAAAACACCCACCUUCAAGAUCCUAGCCCGGAUUACAGAUCUGACCCAGCACUAUCUGACCUCCCCCACGCCCACCCUGCGAAAAUCCCUCCUCGACCUCCUGACCACAGUCUGCCCGGCCCUCUCGCCCGAUGAAGACGCAUUCUUACCGCUCGUGAACUCGAUCUGGCCGGUUCUAGUUGAGCGGCUGUACGACCAGGAGCCGUUCGUCGUCAUAUCGGCCUGCAGGGCCGUGGCUACCCUGUGCGAGAGCGCUGGGGACUUCCUCGCUACGAGGAUCAAGACGGAGUGGUGGGAUAAUAUGGGGAGGUGGUGUAGGAAGGUGAAGGCGGACGCGACACGGCAGUCUAACAACAGUAGUUACAAAAACAGCGGGAGGGGGAGGAAAGGGGGUGCUAGUGUCGAUAAGGGCCUACUCAUACCGAUGCGAUCACGACAGCACGGCAUCAUCGAGAACCAAGGAAUAAGCAGCACGGCCGUCGAAGCUACUACUGUCUCGAGCCCCGCGGGGGGCCUGGGCCGCUUCGCUCAGGCGGCCCGUGUAUGGGACGCGGUGCAGAGCCUCCUCGUCGCCAUCGUGUCCUACGUCCAACUCGACGACGACGUGCUGGAUCAGGUGUUGCUGCUGCUGCUCGAUGGCCUCCCCACGAAUGCGGAGGCGAGGGCCGCGCUCGAGGCUGUGGAUCCCGAUGCCGUUUGGCUGCUCUUGUAUGAGCGCGGCAUGGUGGACGUGAAGGAGAUGGGGAUGGAUGUGCCGGUGUUGGAGGGCGUGACGUUUGUGUGUUUGUGAGGUGCUUGCCUAUCUGUUUGUUUGGGUAAUUACCUAGACGAGCUAGGUAGCCCGCGUAGGCCUACCUAGGUAGGCAAGUAGGCACCUGCAUGUAGCUGAACCCCUAUUUCCCUAUUUUGAGUCUAAUCCCCAAAUCUCCGCAUCUCGCCGUCGUCAUCACACGAUGGAACUGUCCAACCUACACUAGGUACGGUUAGUAACUUGAUAAAUCUUGGUAUUAUUACCUCUUAAUACCUCAAACAAAACAUGGGAGGUUCUAGGCUUCUAGAAGGAAUGGAUGGGACCAAUGGGUAGGAUCGGUAGGUAGAAGCUUCGUAGCGGCCGCUUGGUCUUGCAUGAUCUUAGCCUAUAGGAGCAUAUCACAUCACAUGUGGUAUCUUGGAUAUGUUUACCUAGACUAGUACCUAACCUAGUGCCGUGGGUGUAACUCCAUGGGGAAGGUAGAUAUUUACUGGAUUACUAGGUGUAUUAGGCAAUUGACGUACAAACAUAUCAAGAUCAACGACUACUAAGUAUGUAGAGCUCUCUCCU
Messenger RNA from Hypoxylon fragiforme, 3856 nucleotides. Its product is annotated as ARM repeat-containing protein. The transcript has 2 exons. Gene Ontology annotation, cellular component: cytoplasm. The coding region runs from base 86 to 3325 and encodes 1079 amino acids. Gene Ontology annotation, biological process: chromatin remodeling. NCBI's taxonomy places the organism in Eukaryota, Fungi, Ascomycota, Sordariomycetes, Xylariales, Hypoxylaceae. The record is from RefSeq and is a predicted model, not a curated record.